AUGCGUAUUGAGGAGUAUGAAGAAAAGUAUGAAAAAAUUUUCAACAAUGUCUCAACUGAAAAGAAUGAUAUGGAAGAUAUUAUUUUUCAUUGUCUAUCGAAGUUCCCUGAAGACAAUAAAACGAAGGAGAUGAUAAGAAAGUUUAGAGACAUAUUUUCAACUACACUUUUUUCUAGUCGAGAGAAAUCAGAAACUAUUAAGGAGAGAACUGAAGUCAAAUCAGAUAGAGAUGAAGAGCUUAAUAAAACAAACAUUUCUGAUUCUGAUGAUGAUAAAGAUGAAGGAAUGAAUACAAAGUUGGUUGCAUUUUUAGCUGUUAAACCAUUACAACAGAAGUUUCCAGAGAAUGAAGAAACACAAGAAGAAGAUCAAGAUAUGAAUGUUGAUGACCGAAUAAAUUUGGGUUUUGAGAAUAAUAUUGGCGAGGAAACGAUUAGACAUCCGCAUAAUCCAGAAAGACAAAUAGAAUUUGAAGGCAUAAAUGUUGAUGACAAAAUAAAUUUGGCUUCAGGGGAGGGGAAUAUUGUAGAGAAGGUGGUUGGAGACAACAUAGGUGAGAGCUCAAUUGUUACACCAAAACACAAUCCAAAAGAAACUGGUGAUAAUUCUGAGGGUAAUGAUGAAGAUGGAGAAUUAGAAGGGAAUGAAGAGCAUAUUUUAGAUGAGAAAGGGAAAAAGGGUCAGAAUGUGAAUGAAAGAGGGAAAAGGAAGGUGACUAAUCCAGAUAUUUUUAGAUCACCUUUUGUGAAUAGGGUAAUUGACUUAAGUGAAAAAGUCAGUACUGAGCAAGAGAUAAUGGCGCAAAUCAUGUUUAGAUGCGUUGCAGACAAAGAUCCAAUGGAAAUGCUGUUUGAAACUGAGUCUGGAGACAUAAUGGAUAGGGUGCAUUUUGAGGGUAUGCGUCCAAAUCAUAAGAUACAUCCUUUCGUUAUUGAUUGUUGGGCUGCUGUUCUUAAUUUUGAAGAAGAAAACCUGAGAAACAAAAAAUCACCACCACGUGUCUUCUUCAACACUCAAAUUAUGACAGAAAAAUUACUGGAUUCUUCAAUACCUUUUGUUGAAAGAUCCCGACUUUUUGAUGAGGCUGUAAACAAUUACUUAUAUGACAUCAAAAGAAAAGUGGAUUUCAAUUCUAUUAAUCUGGUGUUUUUUCCAAUACACAACCGUGGUCAUUUUUAUUGUAUUCUUUUCAACCUUACAAAUCCAGAACAUAUAAUCAUUGACAACAUAAGAUACACCAAAAAAGUAGAAGAUGUCUAUGGAGAGAUUCCUAAACUUGUGCAAAUGUACUUUUCAAAGUUUUUGGACAACAAUCGGCGGGAUAAGGUUUCUUUGUUUAAAUCUAUGAAGCCAAAGAAAAUGAAAAUGGCAUGGCAAACAAAAACUAAGACAAAUGAUGAUGGUAUAUUUUUGAUGAGGCAUAUGGAAAAAUACAUGGGUGAGAAAGAAGAAAAAUGGGAUGUGGAACUGGGAGAAGAAAGUGUUAGGACAUCUAAAAAGAUUGCAAAGUUGCGUACAUUUUAUGUUUCUAAGCUAGCAAACCAUCAAAUCAACAAGCAGAGAAAAUUGAAUGUUACAGAAGCAUUGGAAUUUUCAAAACUUGAUAAGAAAACUAGGUGUAUGUUGGUGAAAGAAGGCAGUGAAGCAGGAGACAAUUUGGAAAUGAAGAAAGUUUGA
Molecule: messenger RNA, 1677 nt
Organism: Lactuca saligna
Lineage: Eukaryota; Viridiplantae; Streptophyta; Magnoliopsida; Asterales; Asteraceae
Source: the annotation of a GenBank genome assembly